AUGCUGCUGCUGCUGCUGCUGCUCCUGGUGAUCUCGUGGCCGCCGUCGGGCGACGCGGUGUCCCUGGCCGAGCAGCGCCGACCCGGCCUCCCGGGGCCAUCGGACACCCACCCCGAGGCCGAGCCCGAUCCCUGGUCCCGGGAGUUGAGGAUGCGCUACGAGGACCUGCGGGCCAGGCUCCGGGGACAGCAGAGCUCGCGCGACGCCGCGCCCGGCCCCGCCCCCGCCGUGCGAAUCCUCAGCCCAGAACUGCGACUCGGCUCCGACGGCCACCUGCACCUGCGCCUCUCCCGGGCCUCGCUGACAGAGGGUCUCCCGGAGGCCUACCGCGUGCACCGGGCCCUGCUGCGGCUGUCCCCGACACAGACGAAGUCGUGGGACGUGACGCGGCCGCUGAAGCGUCAGCUCAGCCUCAGAGGAUCCCGGGCACCCACGCUACAUUUGCGACUGUCGCCGCCUGCGGACCUGCCACUGGCACUGUCGCCCUCCGCCGGACCUCAGCUGGAACUGCAUUUGCGGGCACGAGCCGCCAGGGGGCCCCGCAGCGCGCGUGCACGAGGCUCAGACGGCUGCCCGCUCGGGCCCGGGCGUUGCUGUCGCCUGCAGACAGUCCGAGCGACGCUGGAGGACUUGGGCUGGACUGAUUGGGUGCUGUCGCCGCGUGAGCUGCAGGUGAGCGUGUGCGUCGGCGAGUGCCCCAGCCACUACCAAGCGGCCAACACGCAUGCGCAGAUCAAAGCGCGUCUGCACGGCCUGAGGCCGGACGCGGUGCCCGCCCCGUGCUGUGUGCCCUCCAGCUACGACCUCGUAGUCCUCAUGCACAAGACCGACCGCGGCGUCUCGCUCAGGACCUACGACGACCUCCAGGCCAAAGCCUGCCACUGCGCAUGA
This is a messenger RNA of Marmota flaviventris (yellow-bellied marmot), 891 nucleotides long. RefSeq names its product growth differentiation factor 15 (gene Gdf15). Gene Ontology annotation, molecular function: growth factor activity; cytokine activity. NCBI's taxonomy places the organism in Eukaryota, Metazoa, Chordata, Mammalia, Rodentia, Sciuridae. Gene Ontology annotation, cellular component: extracellular region. The record is from RefSeq and is a predicted model, not a curated record.